AUGCUCGCACUCACCGCCGCCGCAGCAACCCUCGCCCUCGCAGGGUCAUCCCUCGCCACGACCACCAUCACGGCCGCACCCUCGCCCUCCCAGGUCCAGCAGGCAGUCAAGCGCGCGGCGUCGCAGAACCCCUUGACAGACUACACCUACUCGUACUCGGCUGUCCCGUACCAGGUUCUGCCCGGAGCUGUCGGACGCGGUCCCCAGUCCGGCUACAACAUCUGCAACUCGACAACCUCGGGACCGGACUCGCAGUGCCAGACGCUUGUCGCCAACAACGCGAGCGACUUCUGCCUGUGGGGAUCGCCGACGACUUCGCCUAACGGUACCAUCGGCGAUGUCGAGGCCGCGGUCGUUGCCUACUGCACGAACGACCAGCACGGUGCUCGUGUUCUUCCCGCAGGCGCCAUCACCGGUCUUCAGUUGAUGCACACGUCCGCCUACAUCCAAUGGACGGGACACAUCAACAUGACUGCGUUGGGUUUGAUGGCGACCGACACCGGAGGAGAGCUGGACCCGCACGGCGCCGAUUUGGCUGGUAACCCUCUCGGUGGUCUCGUCUACUCGAACCAGAUGCCGGGCGGGAACAACCAAACCGAGAUCCAGGCGAUCGAGUGGAACAACUUCGUCGGCUCGGGCGUCUUCUGCUUGAAGUUGUGCUUCGACAACACCCAGAACGAGCCGUUCUACUGCGAGAACAAGUUUGACUUGUUGGGCUGCUCCUACAACAUGCCCGCCGCGUACCAGGACGGCGUCUUCCUCGAGUGCGAUGGCGACCUCCAGGACGUCGUCGGCACCUACACCGGUACCGACGGCUCCAAGACCAUCUGGUCGCAGCCAUCGUCCCUUCCUGCAACCUCGACGCUCCCUUGGACGCCUCGCGUGCCGGCGUCGAGCAACUGCAAGACGUACCAGUCGACCGACUUGUUCCCCAACUCAUUGCUUGGCUACCAGUCCACCUCGACCUCUUCGUCGACCGCCUCUUCCGCGACCAUGACCGGCGGCGCGUCGGCCUCACGCUCUGGCGCAUCCGGCGCAGGCGCAACCGGCACCUCCGCCAACGCCGCCGCACAGACGAGCAAGACCUCCAAUGCAAACGAGGUCGUCGUCUCGGGCGCUUUCGGCGCCUUCCUCGCCGGCCUCGCGGCGUUCCUCGCCUGA
Messenger RNA from Rhodotorula toruloides NP11, 1161 nucleotides. RefSeq names its product macrophage activating glycoprotein. The record is from RefSeq and is a predicted model, not a curated record. The transcript is spliced from 11 exons. The coding region runs from base 1 to 1161 and encodes 386 amino acids. Lineage: Eukaryota; Fungi; Basidiomycota; Microbotryomycetes; Sporidiobolales; Sporidiobolaceae.